AUGGCCGAUUCAAGUAGCAAAACUGCAGACAAGUUGGAGCAUCAGCGGAUUUGGGAACAAGGAGAUCUGCUCAUCGAGGGGUUUAGAAGACUGAAAACCAAGUAUGAGCGUCCCACCCAUCUGUGCCACGAUCCCGAGUCUAUCGAAGAACCUCUCUCGAGUUCGCGAAUUGACGAAUCCCCCUUAGACGUGAAGGAAGGACUCUUGAACCAGUUAGAGUUCCAAUCCUUGCCCACCCUGCACCGUCAAAUCACCAACCUCUCGCACUCACUGAAGCCGCUUGGCUUACUGAAACAACCAGAGUCAAAAUUCCAGGUCGUCUCACUGAUCCAAUCGGAACUCGAACAAACCAUAGACCAAAUCAACGCUUCCAUUAUUGUCAUCUGCCCACAACCUAUAUCUGCACCGAACCGAGUCGAUGACCAGCAUCUCAAUCAAUUCAAAUCGUCUAGGCUCCAAAGCCUGAAAGCCAAGUUCCACGAAACCUCUCAGAAUAUUUGUCUAGUCUUCAGGAGUGCCCAUGAACUGCUUGAACAAGUGAAGUGGACACCAGACGAACUAAGCCGACUGCAUUAUACGCACUUUCCGGGGGACUGGUUGGUCAACGAAGUAUUUGAGUCUCUCCAGUGGACUAUAGAAUGCAUAAGAGGAAGCGAAUUGGGAAUUGCUCAAAGGGAUUGGCUACCGGACCUGGAUGGUAUCGACCGGUUGUUAUGUGAAACCAGGAUGUUGGUUGAUCCAAUAAUCCACUACAGACGAGAUGGUCGAGCCCAUAGGAAGCUCGUCCGCAAACCAGUCAUCCACCUUGCUAAAUUGGCAAUCCCACUCAUCAAGAUUUCGAAGUUAUUUUUCACCAAACUAUCGAAGCGCGGCUUGAAUAACAGACAACUUCCACGAUUCACGGAGAUGUGUUCGGACCAACUCGAAUCUUUGGCUGGAUCGCUUGGAAAUCUCACAAGCGAUAUCCUGCAACUCCUGCUUCUCCUGGACAAAGCUGACGAGGCUCACGGAGCUGUGACUAGCCAUCAGUUGGUAGAAAUAGCUGCAUGUAUUAAGGGACGUUUCGAAGCUCCACUGCUGGUUUUAAUGCUUUAUAUCGUCCCAGACAUCCCAGAUAAUGAUGGUUCUAGUGAUCAAAUCUAUUACAAAAAUUGGUUUGUCACUUGGAACACUCAGCGGAUCUUGGCCACCGAGAACUUCCUUAAUGCUGCUAAAUCAUUCGAAACCGAUCAACUUCAUCUUGAGCUUGCUACAGUCCAAAUUGUUGGAUAA
This is a messenger RNA of Puccinia graminis f. sp. tritici CRL 75-36-700-3, 1272 nucleotides long. RefSeq lists its product as uncharacterized. Bases 1 to 1272 code for a protein of 423 amino acids. The transcript is spliced from 2 exons. NCBI's taxonomy places the organism in Eukaryota, Fungi, Basidiomycota, Pucciniomycetes, Pucciniales, Pucciniaceae. The record is from RefSeq and is a predicted model, not a curated record.